AAGCAGUGAUCAAAUUCAAUUUCAAACAUAAGCUAUAAAGACAGAAAGGACGAUAAAGACUGCGCGGCGCAGCGUGGCGCGUCAGCAGUGUACGGAGUGCGGUUCACUGUGUAUUGCCCCCCACGUCUUUGAGCAACCCCGUGGCCUGGCACCUUUGGCACAGCUGAAUCUGGCAGCCCGUGCCACAAGAGCCAGCUCGGUCUGUGCCUCAGUGAGGGCAAGUGCCACGGUGCUGGGAGGAGAGGGGCAGCACGGCCAUCAGGGGACUGUUUGUGAUAUCACGGCGUCCUGCCCGCGGUCACUGCACGCUGUGCUCAUCUGGUCGUCGGUUCGUGCUGCUUCAUGACCUCUCCUACAAACGUACAUCGUUCUCUCCAUGAAUUAUGAAAGAUAGAGGCUGAAAAUUGUAAUACAGUGUUGUUGAAUGGUAUUUUCUGUAUAGAGAAUUCACAAAAGGAAAACAAAAAAAAAAGUGUUGGGGAGACAGUAAGUGUUACCUCAGCAUGAGAGUGAGGAGGAGGUAGUGCAGGACACGGCGGCGGCGGUGGCAAGUCACCUGACGGGGAGGCCAAGUGCUCGGCAAGGCGCCGUGCUCGUACAAUUAUGACAAGUAACGCAAUCCGAGGCAUCAGACGCAAGAAGUCCUCCCUCUCAGAAGUCAAAAUUGCCGUGUUAGGGGCGCCGGGAGUCGGGAAAGCAGCGUUAAUCGUUCGCUUCCUGACCAAAAGAUAUAUAGGAGAAUAUGACCAUCAGGCAGAACAGAGAUACAGAAAUGAGAUCUUGGUGGACGGGGAGCCAGUGCUGUUUGAGAUCCUCGACACGUGUAACAAGACCAUGGAGGCGCUACCAUCGCAGGAGACCAUCAACUGGGCUGACGGCUUCCUAUUGGUUUAUUCCAUUACGGACCGCCAAAGCUUCAACUGGGUCAAGCGGGUGAGGCUCCACAUCUGCGAGCGCAAGGCGGGGGGACGUGGGAGUGGCCUGAGCAGUGCCGCUACACUUACGCCUACGCCUCUGCCUCCUUCUGGCGGAAUGGGCGGCGAUGUCUCCCCGACCCUAGGGCCUCCAAUGGUGCUCCUGGCCAACAAGGCGGACAUGGUGCACCUAAGACAAGUGUCCACCGAGGAAGGUGAGAUCUUAGCCAAAGACCUAGAGUGUUUCUUCUGUGAGGUGGCAGCGUCAGAACACGUGCUGCAGGUGGCCAAUGCUUUCCACGAGGUAUUUAAAGAAGUGCAGAAUAUGCGCAAGAGGAACAAGACGUCGCUGCUGGACAGAGUUUUGGGCAGCAAGGCGACGCGAAUAUACGUGAGAGGGAAAAGCGACUCGGCAUUACCCAAGGACUGACUCUUGAACCUCAUGUUAUAGUGAGCUUCAAACUGACGCCUCCCUCUUACCCGGGGGCAUAGUAAUGAUUUCUGCCAUCCAGCUGAUACUUGUUGCUCUGGGCGCUCUCCUCAAUAGAUCUAAGUAUUGCAUUCUCAAACACUUCGUCGUCUUUUCUCAUAUACUUUUAACAGGCUCUAGCAGAAGUUUUUUAAGUUUUAAAUUGUGUUUUCAUGAUUAUAGUGAUAGAUUAAGAAGGAUUGACCAUCACCAAUGUUAGAAAAUAUCAUGUGAACCCGAAUGAUCAUCUCUGUUGCCUUUGAAAUUAGGCCUUAUGGGAGAAGAAAGCGUUUCAAAAUAUUGGCUCAAGAACUGCAGCUCUACAAUGAUCGCAGUAAUGAUGAAAAAAUAUGACUGAUGGAUCAGUGAUAGGACUUGUGUUUAAGUAAGAAUUAAAAAUAUAUAUCACAGUAGUGCCAGAGGAGAACUUAAGUCUUUGUGUGUGCGGUGUGUGUGUGUGUGUAUGUGUGUGUGUGUGUGUGUGUGUGUGUGUGUGUGUGUGUGUGUGAUACUCAAUGGAUGGUUGAUUGUUUAGUAAUGCUCAAUAUAUGUUUUAUCAAUACUCAUGUCUCACGUAUUUCCUCCAGUCCCCACAAAGUGUAUUAUCCUCUUCCGUGAAUGUGUGUACCACUGACACUUGCAUUUUCACUAUUGCCAAAUCAUGGGACGUGCAGAAAGCACGCACACACAAGUGGAAAUAAGUGGAUGUCAAACAUGAACAGACCUUACUUCCUAACUACAUGGUUCAAUCUAACUACUUUACACUUUUUGAACUAUAGCGAUAGAAAGAAACUGGCUGCAGUGUAAUAGAAGAGUAAGUUGUAAUAUGUAUGCGACUACUAUGUUUGCAAUGUUUGAAGGGAACGGUAUAAAUGUUUGCUGGUGUUGUAAUGUUAGAGAAAAAUUACAUAGAUACAGUGCAAAGAAAGAGAGAAGUGUAAUCCACGUCUGUUGUUGUUUGUAGGAGACGAUAUAAAUGUUUGCUGGUGUGGUGAUGUGUUGUGUGUAUAGAGUAGGUGGAGGAGCAGUGUGGCGAAGCAAGGCAGGAGGACUAUAGAUAACAGGUUUGUUACAAGAAUUGUACAAAUUUUCAAAUGGCUCAUCCAGCUUAUCCUUGCAUACAACUUUAGCGGAGAGGUGAAUGUUUGAAACUUGAUUUAACAUGAUGGAAACUAAAUAAACAGAAUGAAACAAAUGAAUAAGACUGGGAUUGCCAAGAAACAAUCAUGCCUUUUACAAGAGGAUUAAUGAACAAAUGAUUUUCUCCACCCACGGCUUUUGCCAGAAAAGUGUUUCAUAGUAAAGGAAAAUAGACCAAUGCUUGUAAAUGAAUAUUAUUUUCUUACAUAUCAUGAGUGUACAUUACAGUACUGGUAGCAGCAGAUAGAGGAAGGUGAUCUGUAGUCAUGGAGAUAACCGGCGUGGUCUGCCUGACCAGCCUUAUGCAGUUGGUAUACAGUCAUAGUCUUACUCAGUCCCAAGUCAAGUAACCUUCUACACUACUGUAAUACACGCUUACUACAGUCUUAUGUCUUCCGAUCCGCUGACAACCUACUUACAAAAACAUAUUUAGAUAUUUAGCUGAUAAUGGUGAUCUAUUUUUUUUUCUUUUUCAUCCUGUUCCACUAUCCCCUUAGUUAUGGAAGUAUCUGUCAGCUUAUCAUCAUCAUCUGCUCUGAAAACCUGGAAGUGAGUGUAGCAGGAUACUCGACAUGAAAUGACUACAUCGGGGUUUAACAUGGCGCCACUAAUUGUUCUCAUCAUCUUGAACUGUGGUUUAUGCGUUGGCUUAAGGAAGCGAUUUUACCAAGUGUGGAAACGUCCUAUCUCACCUUUCUCUUCUAUCUCACCUACUUCUAAUAGGGUUUAAUAAAAGUUACUGGGGUUUCCAAGAAUGUUUUCAUUAUUCUUGUGAGUUUAUCAACGAUUCUGCAUCAACAGUAAAAAAUCUCCAUGGCCUUUGAAAAUAGUCCUGCUGAGAGAACAAAAGGUUUUAAAGCACGGAUCCCAGAUUUGAUAGAUAUUGUGGUGUUACAGACAUUAAAAUCUAUUGACUCGA
Messenger RNA from Scylla paramamosain (green mud crab), 3442 nucleotides. Its product is annotated as ras-related and estrogen-regulated growth inhibitor-like. The coding region runs from base 604 to 1344 and encodes 246 amino acids. The record is from RefSeq and is a predicted model, not a curated record. The transcript is spliced from 6 exons. Gene Ontology annotation, molecular function: GTP binding; GTPase activity. NCBI's taxonomy places the organism in Eukaryota, Metazoa, Arthropoda, Malacostraca, Decapoda, Portunidae.